Neoarthrinium moseri is the source of this 813-nucleotide messenger RNA. RefSeq lists its product as uncharacterized. The record is from RefSeq and is a predicted model, not a curated record. The transcript has 4 exons. Bases 1 to 813 code for a protein of 270 amino acids. NCBI's taxonomy places the organism in Eukaryota, Fungi, Ascomycota, Sordariomycetes, Amphisphaeriales, Apiosporaceae.
AUGGCUGCUCGGCUCGUCGCCGUCUUCCUGCUGAGCGCAAGCUGUACCGCGCAAUCCUCGACGACCGCCACGACACCGGCAACCUCUGUCCCUGAUCUUGAGGACCCGGCGUUCAUAGGAUAUUAUGUAGCCCCGACCACUGUUCAAAGAUUGGCUGCUGGCUCUGGCUCAUCCUGGGUCACCUCCGGGAAGUACGCGGGUGACUGUUCCGAGACAUCGGAUUGUGUAUUCGCGACCGCGUGCGCUGGGGAAACCGCCCAAUACAACAACGGCGGGAGCGUUGUAUGUUCCAAUGGCUUAUCAUGUGUCGCCUUCACCAUCUUCCAGAGCUCGCCUGGCGGUCUUCCCUCUGCCACCAAUAUAGGCUGCCGCGCUGCUUGGGUGGCAAAUACUGUUUAUAGAGAGUUGCCAUCGACUGUGACAUCGACAGUUACGUCUUCGUCGACAUUGUCGGCCUCAGUAACUGGAACUACAAAAUCAGUCUCGUCAACAACAGCAGGCACGACGCAACCGGCCAGUAGCGCUGGCAACAGUGGUGGAUCGGGGAGCAAUGCAUGGAUUGCUGGAGCAGUCAUCGGGCCUAUCGCUGCAGUCGCGCUCAUUGGUCUACUCAUCUGCUUCUUCGCGAGAAGGAAGCAGAAAAUAAGGGGCAUGUCAGCAGGGCCAACGCCACCACAGGCCGCGAAUGCCGGAUACUACUAUCCAACCCCGACUGGCAGCCCUUCCAACUUCUCGGAGCUGCACUCUGAACACAAGCACCUACCGCAAGAAAUGGCCGCUUAUCAAACGGCUGCAGAGUUACCUACUCGCUGA